Ostrea edulis (European flat oyster) is the source of this 908-nucleotide messenger RNA. RefSeq names its product collagen alpha-1(X) chain-like. NCBI's taxonomy places the organism in Eukaryota, Metazoa, Mollusca, Bivalvia, Ostreida, Ostreidae. The record is from RefSeq and is a predicted model, not a curated record. The transcript is spliced from 2 exons. Bases 102 to 734 code for a protein of 210 amino acids.
CCUAGCGACUUGUGUCUACUUGCACACAGCUCAUUCUUGUUAAGUAUUAUCUAUGAUAAGAACUGCUCUAAUUUUCAUAAUAUGAUAUUAAGUCAGAAAAUAUGAAAGUGUGGAUGAUUGUAGUCUGCAGUUUUGUUAUACAUGUCGACAACGUGUUCAGUCAGUAUAUAACUUGGGACAGUAAUGAUGAGAAAGAUUUAUCUGGAUGUCCGCAGCAACUUGCCAUUGCUCAAAAGGAAUUACAUCGCGUGGAGAAAAAGGUUGACGAUAUGAAUGAACGUCUUGAUCGAGUGGAGACGAGAAGGGCGGAAGGACCACCGGGGCCGCCUGGUUUACCGGGACAAGAUGGACUACCGGGACUACCGGGAAUCAAGGGAGAACGAGGACGCGAUGGACUAUCGGGAGUACCGGGACUAUCGGGAGAACCAGGAUUACCGGGGUUUCCUGGGCAGAAGGGAGAUGCAGGAAUCCCAGGAGAUACAGGAGCCCCGGGACCUGUGGGACUCCCGGGAGCUGCAGGGCCACAGGGACCACAUGGUUCUCCCGCCUUUGGCGAACAAGGACCGAAGGGAGACACAGGGGCAAAUGGACUCCCAGGACUCAACGGACUACCUGGGAAACAAGGGCCGAAGGGAGACACAGGGGCGGGUGGAGUCCCGGGAUUAGACGGAAUGAAAGGAGAGCCUGGAGUACCCGGUGUAAAGGGAGAUGGCGGGAACUGUACAGGAUCCUGAGCUGAUAUCUGAACUUGAUCGGACUGACAUCAGACAUCAAAUAUCUUUUUUAUCCAUUUACUUUUUUCAAAGGAAAGAGAAACGGUUUCAACAUUUGCUUUGAAUUCCUCACAAACUUUUAAGGAGAAAUGAAUAUAUGUAUAAUAAAACAACAAAUAUGUGCAUUUUAACAGA